AUGACUUCAAGAAGUGAUGCUUAUCAUGCGGUUAAAAGAGGUCCGAUAAAAUUCAAAGGAAACAAAUCGUUGUUUAAAUCUGAUAAAUCGAAGAGAAAGAAGAAAAUGGAGAAAGACCGUGACGUGGCGCCUGAUCCAGAUGUUGAGAUUCACGGUGGCUGGAGGUCGAUAGAUGAUGAAACUGAUCUUCGGGGUGGUAUAAAUAUAUGCAUCGAAUGUGAUACAAUGCCCGGAACAUACCUAGCUGCUAUGGACAAUGGCCGGUUUACGAUUGGUGGACCACAUUUGGCUGGUGAAGGACCAAAUCCAGAAGAAAUGCUUACAUUAAUAAAAACACCAGAUGACAUGCUUAUCAGCAUAAAAACGGGUUUCGGCAAAUAUGUUGGCGUGGAUUCAGAAGGGAACCUUAUAGCCACAGCUGAUGCUGUUGGUGUGAGGGAACGAAUGAUUGUAGUCUUCCAGGAGGGUAAAAUCGCAAUGCAGUCUGCUUCAAAUAAUCUCUUCUUGAGCAUGAAACCUAAUGCUGAAGGUUACGUACAUGUCACAAGUCGGAAAGCGGGAGCUGAUGAAAUGAUUAAGUUAAGGACCGAUGCCAAAAAAGAGGGACCAGUUGACUGGCGUUCAGAAGAAGAUAGAAAAUCCGCUGCCGAAUGUGAAACAAGCUAUGUGAAAAUGUAUCAGCACUCAAAAGUUGCUGUAAAAGGAAAAUACAUAAAUAUCAAUUUGGACGAUAAAGGGUCCGUACAUCGCGCCCAACAAGAAGGCAAUUUGCAUGAACUGUUGCUGGAACGUCGAGUUAAAACAAAAAGUGAUAAAUAUUGUUAG
This is a messenger RNA of Cercopithifilaria johnstoni, 825 nucleotides long. NCBI's taxonomy places the organism in Eukaryota, Metazoa, Nematoda, Chromadorea, Rhabditida, Onchocercidae. The record is from the annotation of a GenBank genome assembly.